AGGAUUAAUGUCCCCAGAUGUGACGUUUUCUGCUUUCCUGUUUGCAUUUUGUCUUGUUCAGGUCGAUCGGUGGAGGAGGUGGUCUGGAAAAUGGCUGACGGAGUUGAUCACAUCGACAUCUACGCCGAUGUUGAAGAGGAUUUCAACCAGGAAUCAGACUACCCUGCCCAUGACCAGAUAGACUUGUAUGACGAUGUUAUCUCUCCUUCGGCCAAUAAUAACGGAGACGCACCUGAGGACCGGGACUACCUGGACAACCUACCCCCACCUGCUGGCUCCGAGGGGAACAAGAGCACCCCGCCCAACGUGGUUUACACGUACACUGGCAAGAGGAUCGCCCUGUACAUAGGCAAUCUCACAUGGUGGACAACAGACGAAGAUUUGACAGACGCCAUUGGAUCGAUAGGCAUUAAGGAUCUGCUGGAGAUCAAGUUCUUUGAGAACAGAGCCAACGGCCAGAGUAAAGGGUUUGCCCUGGUGUGUGUGGGCUCAGACACGUCCUCUAGGAAGCUACUGGACCUGCUGGCUAAACGGGAGCUCCACGGACAGAACCCCAUUGUUACCCCCUGCAACAAACAGUCCCUCAGCCAGUUCGAGAUGCAGUCUCGGAAAAGCCCAGGUACAUCGGGUGGGCAGAUGUCCGGAGAUGGGAAGGCGGGACCCCCCACCAUGGGCCCCCGCGGUGGCUUCCCCAUGGGCAUGGGUAGGGGCCGAGGCCGCUUCCCCGGGCCUCCUGGCCCUGGAGGAGACCGCUUCCCUGGGCCUAUCGGACCCGGAGGGCCCCCGCCUCACUUCCCAGGGUCGGGGAUGAGGCCACCUGAACUCAUUAACCAUAGACACCAAGAAGGCCACCUGAUGGAUAUGAAUUUCAAUUGCUUCCCGCCGGGACGUGAUGGGAAUUGGCGACCCAGAGGUGGUAUGCAGGGCCCACCUCGACCCCCUCCUGGCCCACUAGGUCCCCCUGGACCCCUAGGCCCCCCUCCCCCAGGACAGGGCCUCCCCCCUCCCAUGCAAGGCCCCCCCAACCGUGGCGACCGCCCCCCACCCCCGGUCAUGUUCCCCGGCCAGUUCGGCCAGCCCCCCAUGGGUCCUCUCCCCCCUGGCCCUCCCCCACACGGCUUCGGCCCUCCUCCUGGCCCCCCACCCCCCCAACAGGGCCCUCCACCCCCGGGUCAUUUCCCCCCUCGCCCCCCCGGGCCCCUUGGACCACCUCUGGCCCUCGCUCCCCCACCACACAUGACCGGGCCCCGACCUGGAGGCCCCCCACCGGCUCCCCAUGUCAACCCAGCGUUCUUCCCUCCUCCUGGGGGUCCUAACAACAUGGGGGGCCCUCCUGGAGGAGACGGCAGGGGCCCCAACGGGCCCAACGACCCCUAUGGACGGCCACCUUCGUAUGACCGGGGAGACUUCGGCCCCCCCGGCAGUAACCAGCGUCCCCCGCUAAUCUGUGAGUUUGACCUCAGGGCCCCCCUGCCCCGCGGCUGCCCAGACCCCUGGAUUAACGAGGGUUUGGUCGAUCUGAAAAAUGGCGGCCAGCACUUGCACAAUGCGAGUGACCCAGGGGAGAUGGAGUCGGCGCGGACACCGCUGAGCGAGGCAGAGUUUGAGGAGAUCAUGAACCGGAACCGAGCCAUCUCCAGUAGUGCCAUCUCUAGGGCGGUGUCAGAUGCUAGCGCUGCUGACUACGGCAGUGCCAUAGAGACUCUGGUGACAGCCAUCUCUCUGAUCAAGCAGUCUAAGGUCUCUGCUGACGACCGCUGUAAAGUUCUCAUCAGCUCUCUACAGGACUGUCUCCACGGCAUCGAGAACAAGUCCUACGGCUCUGCCUCCAGUUCUGCCCCCAAAAGACGCGAGAGGUCGAGGGAGCGUGACCACAGCCGAUCCCGGGAGAAGAGCCGGCGCCACAAGUCCCGUAGCCGCGACCGCCACGAGGACUACUACCGCGAACGCAGCCGGGAGAGAGAGAGGCACCGCGGGGACAGAGAACGAGAACGAGAAAGAGACCGUGAGAGGGAGUACCGACAUCGUUAGCGGAGCCUACGGAAGAGGACAGGGACGAGGACGCCUCUUCACAACCAGCAGGCCCUACAUCAGGAUCGCCUUGUCAACUAGCCCCCCCCCCCCCCUCUCUCUCUCUGUCUGUGUCUCCAUGGUUACCAGGGGACUGACUACCUGGGAAUCGCUCACAGCUGUGUAAGGUUAUAAGUAGUGUUCUUUAAAAUCAUUCUCAUGGUAUAUAAAAAAAAAAACUUCUCAACAGCUAUUUUUAUUUUACUGAAAUUUUAUUUGAUGUGAAUGAAAAAAUGAUUACCUACCUGUGUUGACAGGCUUCUUUCAAGCUUAGCGAAAAUAACAAAUGACUACAUUUGCCUGCUCUAUUCCAAAACGGACAACUUUUGACUGCUAUAAUGUGUACAUUUUGUCAGGUUAAAGCUGAUUUUUACAGGGAGGGUUUUUUUUUUGUUUUUUUCGUCUUCAUUUCCUCUCGUGCCCCUCCCUACUUUUCUCGUUUAGGAUAAUGUUUGUAAAUGUCUCUGCUUUGAAUAUUAAAAUAGAUUCUGUGUUGUAAUAAACUUGUUUACUGGGGUUUUGACACUUAAUAAUAAUUUACAUGUGUACGUUUUUGCCUUGCAUACAUUUUUUCAUGUUGAAUUUUACGAAAUAGUUAUUUUUAAAUUUACUCUCACUUAAGUUGCAAAGUUGUGCUGUUAUUGACCAAAUGAAGCACAGUUGACCAAAAGUUUGUAUUUGUCCCGAUGCCCAGAAUUAGUGAAAUCUGACUGAAUUUAGCGUAACUUCUUAUGCAUUGAAUGAUCAUGUGACAGAUAUUUUAAUCUUUGACUUAUCAGUUUGUUCUAAAAGUUCUACUUAAAAUGUAGCUACUUGUUGACAAACGUUUGUUUUUAGUCUCCAUAUACUUCUGUAUGACAUUUUAAUUCCAAAGGUAAAAAUCCAUGUCUUUGCUAAGUGAUUUUAGAGGUAUUCAGGACUUGAUUAUACUUGGGCAAAACUUUAUUUUUUUAUUUUAUUUUUCUUGAUUUUCAUGUUUUUUUUUCUUCGUGUUACCAGGAAGUACAUUCCAAGGGUUCAUUACCCUAAUAUUAAUGACACAAGUAGAACAAAAUUAUUGACUUGUAUGGAAUUAUUUUAGUGAUAGAUCAACCUUCACAGAUCUGGACAAUACUACUACUGUGAAGCGAAUUGGUCUCUUAUCUGCAAACUUGUGCUCCGAUUGGCUGGCUGAUGUACUGCACUGAUUUCUUAUUGAGUUGCUUAUCCCACUGGUUUAAGCCAGUGAGGUUUGUGGUAACCUGGUCCCAGAUCUGUAUAUACUACUUCUUAUUGAGUUGCUUAUCCCACUGGUUUAAGCCAGUUAGGUUUGUGGUAGCCUGGUCCCAGAUCUGUAUAUAUUUUGGCAGAGUCUUGACUACAUUGAAUAGCAAUAACAAUGCUAGACUAGUUGGCUAAAACGCAUACAGACCUGAGCGGUAUACUACAAAGCAGGACCAAUGUGUUAGCCAGCUAAUUUGCUUAAAUAUUCUGAAAUAACUUUUUUUUUUAAUUGGAAAAGAAGCUUGACUCCACAACCAAAAACACAUAUCUAAGUUCAGCUUUUUUAAUGAGCCAGAAAAUCAAAUGUAAUUUAUCAAAGUUAGCUGGCUAAUGCAUUGAUCCUGUUGUGUAGGAUCCCCUUCUGGGACCAGGCCAUGGGGCUGGGUGUAGUAAAUGGUUGAUUACAGUAGUAAUGAGGGUCUGGGACAAGGCUGAGUGUUGUAAAUGGAUGGGGAAUUACACUAUAGUGAGGGUCUGGGACAAGGCUGAGGGGAUGGGUGUUGUAAAUGGCUGGGGAUUACAGUAGUGGGGGUCUGGGUGUUGUAAAUGGAUGGGGAUUACAGUAGUGAGGGUCUCGGUGUAGUAAAUGGAUGGGGAUUACAGUAGUGAGGGUCUCGGUGUAGUAAAUGGAUGGGGAUUACAGUAGUGAGGGUCUGGGUAUUGUAAACGGAUGGGGAUUACAGUAGUGAGGGUCUGGGUAUUGUAAAUGGAUUAGGAUUACAGUAGUGAGGAUCUGGGUGUAGUAAAUGGAUGGGGAUUACAGUAGUAAGAGUAUUCAAGUGAGGUGUCCAUUUUGUGAAGCAUGAGAGCACAAUCCUUCCCUGGCUUCUAGGGGUCUGUGCACUGACUGGUCUGCCAGAUUAAAAUAACUGAUAUUGAUGCCUGUUUUAAGGCGGUAAAACCUACCUCUCUACUCCCAUGUAUUUUCUAAAUGGCCCUGAUAGACAUUAGUGGUGCUCUCCUGCUUGCAUUGUGUUGACACUCUGAAGAUAGAUAUUUAGGUGGCUAUUGUGGCUUCGAAUCAUUCACUGAAACAACUGCUUCAGUCAACUAAACAUUAUUAUUUUUUUAAAUUUUAUUGGUUAGACUUUACAUCCAACUAUUGGCACAUAAAUAUCUCCAAGUUUUUAAUCAAUAUUGCCCACUAGCUACAAAGAGCAUUUUGAGGACUUAACAAUGUGUUUGACAUGGUAUGUAUGUUAUUGAAAGUACUCCUUCAGGUAAAGUUCGCAUGACAGACACUUCCGGUUUUUUUUUAUACGUGGGACUUUUGUAUUGCAUUUUAUUGUAUAAAUGCACUGAGAUAUUGAAUAUGGUGUAAAGCAUUCAUAAUGCUCUAUGUAGAUAGUAUACCAUGUUUAUUGUGCUAAUGGAAGGUUAUCAACGCUUUGUUACCUAUUCGCAGAUCAUUACGAAUAGCUUUCCAGCCCCAACGUCUUUUCAAACCGGUUGAAUAUUUGAGUGGAGCUGGUUUGAUACGUCGAUACUGUACAUAUAUACGCAGUCGACAAGUGUUACCCAUGCUCAAUUAGUGUUGUCAUUUUGUACAUAUAAUAAUUCAUCCAUCUUAGAUAUUACCUUCAAAUACUUUUUACAAUUAGAUCAAACUGAUCAAUUUCUCUCUCGGACGUGUUCAGGAAAUUGAACUUUUUUUUUAAGGUGCAGGUCUUGUUUUGAGUGGUUUCAAUAAACUAGUUUUCUCCGUCUUUUGAUGUCGGGUCUCCGUGAACCAUUAGGCCAAAUGUUACUGUUCCUGACAUUGCUGAUUUGGCUUCAUCAAAUGUACACUUAAUCAAUAGAAUGCAAUGUAUAAAGGCUGAAAUAAGACCGGAGGAUAUUACUGAGGUCUGUAGUUUUUCUGUUUUGUGAAAAUAUUGUAACGGUCUACUUUACUCAAACUUAAAACUAUGUUUUUUUUUCUCAGGUAUGAUUGACACGAUAAAAAAAGGAAGGGCCUAUAACUAGUUUCCCAAGGAUCUUGAUGUUCUUUAUAUAUAAUUUACUCAUAGUUACACUUACACCAAAUGCUGAAUUGUACAGUAGGCUGUAGUUGUUUUUGCCCUGAUUUAAUUUACAGCUCCAUGACAUUCACCCGAAGGUAAGUCGUCGGUUCCAGAUCCAUGAAGAAUGACGGCUGCAAAUGUUCUGAAGUAGUAGCUAUUCAAUAUACUUAAUGUGUUCCUCUUCGCGUUAUAGCAAAGUAAGGAAAUCAUUAGUGAUGGAACUAUAAUUACAUGGAUAAUUGUUAUCAAAUAUACAAGAUAAAUGUCUCAAAUCAGACAGGAUUGAUUAUUGCAUUAUUACACUGCAGACUAAAACACUGUCAAUGUGUGUUUAUUUCAGAUUAUAUUGCUAUUUUAAUUAUCUGAUUUAUUACACUAUUUGCAGUAAGAAUAAAGGCAGUAGGUUCUCUUGAGUUUGUACCACCUUGUGCCUUCUCAAAAAAUAAAAGAAUCGAAACUA
Messenger RNA from Oncorhynchus mykiss (rainbow trout), 5796 nucleotides. Lineage: Eukaryota; Metazoa; Chordata; Actinopteri; Salmoniformes; Salmonidae. The record is from RefSeq and is a predicted model, not a curated record.